UACCAAAUUUCUAAUUACAUUUUCAGAUAUAAUGGCACCUGACGUAUCAUCUGUGGAAGUGAUAGAACGAGAACCAGAGUUCGAAAAGCUGGUCGCUCCACAAGCAGCACCGAGAAAGUACCAGAUCGUAUAUAGGAAUAUUUUAACAUUUGGCUAUGCACAUCUGACAGCUCUGUACGGAUUUUACUUAGCAUGCACUGAGGCUACUUGGUCAACUAUUAUAUUCAGCUAUAUCCUUUUCGCACUGGCAGCGAUUGGUAUAACAGCAGGCGCACACCGACUCUGGACGCACAGAGCGUACAAAGCCAAGCUGCCAUUACAGAUCAUACUGGUCGUGCUCAACUCGCUGGCCUUUCAGAACACCGCCAUCGACUGGGUUAGGGACCAUAGAUUGCAUCACAGAUACAGUGACACAGACGCGGAUCCUCACAACGCGACACGAGGCUUCUUCUAUUCCCACGUUGGCUGGCUGCUGGUGAGAAAGCAUGAGGAAGUCAAAAGACGCGGCAAGUUUAUUGACAUGAGUGACAUCUAUGCUAACCCGGUGCUUCGCUUCCAGAAAAAAUACGCGAUACCCUUCAUUGGAACAAUUUGUUUCGUCCUACCUACAAUCAUUCCAAUGUACUUCUUCGGCGAGAGUUUAAAGACCGCCUGGUGCAUUGCUGUGUUGCGUUACGUUCUCAACUUGCACAUCGCAUUCUUAGUAAACAGCGCCGCUCAUUUAUGGGGCAACAAACCUUACGAUAGAACCAUCAAACCUGUUCAAAGUCUUCCCGUUUCUUUCGUCGCAUUUGGUGAAGGUUUUCAUAACUAUCACCAUGUAUUCCCCUGGGAUUAUAGAACCGCUGAAUUAGGGAAUAAUUAUCUAAAUUUAACUACUAUUUUCAUUGAUUUCUUUGCAAAGAUUGGCUGGGCUUAUGAUUUGAAAUCUGUCACCGACGAUAUGAUCCAAUCUAGAGCGGAACGAACCGGAGAUGGUACAAACAUGUGGGGCUUCGGUGAUAAGAAAAAUGUUGAAAAUAAAUUUGAAUAAAUAAUAAAUA
Papilio machaon (common yellow swallowtail) is the source of this 1043-nucleotide messenger RNA. RefSeq names its product acyl-CoA Delta(11) desaturase. Gene Ontology annotation, biological process: unsaturated fatty acid biosynthetic process. Gene Ontology annotation, cellular component: endoplasmic reticulum membrane. The transcript has 4 exons. The record is from RefSeq and is a predicted model, not a curated record. NCBI's taxonomy places the organism in Eukaryota, Metazoa, Arthropoda, Insecta, Lepidoptera, Papilionidae. Bases 32 to 1033 code for a protein of 333 amino acids. Gene Ontology annotation, molecular function: iron ion binding; stearoyl-CoA 9-desaturase activity.